AUGUUAGCAAAUAUUUUAAUUUUUAUUUGUUUAUUUUACUGUCAUCAUGUUAAUACGUCUAGCAUAUAUAAUAUUGGACAAGAUAAAAGAGAAUUAGGAAUGCGAUUUAAACAAGCUAUUACUGAUGCUAUGAAAAAAAUUGAUGAUCUUGCUAGUACUUGUCCACCUGGCAGUUUUUUCUAUAAUGGUUCAUGUUAUUUCUAUUUACCGCCAAAACAAUUAGACGAUUGGAAAGGAAUUGGAUUUACUGAUAUAUCGGUUGAUGAAGCUUCUAAUCGUUGUCAUUUAUUACAUGCUAAACUUUGGGAUAUUGAAUCAGUUAAUGAAUUUGAUUAUGUUCUUGCUCAUAUAUAUGAUCAAACUCAAUCAUUUGAUAGUCCUCGUAUUGCUGUUAAUUUUACUAAAGGCAAAUAUAUAUUAAAAUUAGAAAAACGAAUGGGUGAACAACAAUUUUUAUCUGUUGGAAAUAUUAAUGAUUAUUCAUUAAUUUAUAAACCUCUACCUGAUGUACCACCAGCAAAUACAAGUUUAAUUAUUGAUAUAAGUAAAGCAACACGACGUAUAUCAUUAGAAGAAAAAUUUCGUUUAGAACGUCGAAGUAAUCAUUAUAUUUGUAAAAUGACAAUUAAUAGUUGUUAUAAUAAUACACGUUGUGGAAGUCAUGGAACAUGCAAAAAUUUAAUUGUUAAAUAUCAAUGUAUAUGUAAUUUUAUGUACACAGGAGAAUAUUGUGAACAAUGUAAGUUCGAAUAA
Molecule: messenger RNA, 753 nt
Organism: Adineta steineri
Lineage: Eukaryota; Metazoa; Rotifera; Eurotatoria; Adinetida; Adinetidae
Source: the annotation of a GenBank genome assembly